AUGAUCCCUGGUAUCAAGGUGGACAAGGGCUACAACAAGAAGAAGGGCAUCUGGGGAACCCCGAAAGGCCCUUUGGGACACCCAGAGGUGGCCACUGUUGGCUUGGAUGACCUGCAGCAAAGAUGCCAGCAGGCCUAUGAGCAGGGUGCCCGCUUUGCCAAGUGGCGCAACGUGCUGCAGUUGGACCCGGCGAAGCGUAUGCCCACAGAGCUGGCGAUCGCAGAUACCGUGCACACCUUGGCUCGCUAUGCCUCCAUCUCUCAGAGUGAGGGCUUGGUGCCCAUUGUGGAGCCUGAAAUCGUUCCCAAUGGCGAUCAUGACAUCUACUACUGCGCCCAAAUGACUGAGAAGGUUUUGGCUGCGCAGUUCAAGGCCCUGGCAGACCACCACAUCUACUUGGAGGGUGCUGUCUUGAAGCCCAACAUGGUGAAGAAUGGCCUUGGUGGCCCGAAAGCCAGUGCUGAGACCAUUGCCGCCCUGACUUGCCAAACUUUGCUGCGCACGGUGCCUCCCGCCAUGCCUGGAAUCUUCUUCUUGUCGGGCGAGUCAGCUCGGAAUGAAGACAACGAGGAAGAGGCAACCAUCAACUUGAGCACCAUGAACAGCCUGUUUGCGGGCAAGCUGCCAUGGCACCUCUCCUUCUCCUAUGGCAAAGCUUUGCAGAGGACUUGUAUUGUCACGUGGUUAGGCAAGGCUGAGAACAAGUAUGGUGCCCAAAAGGCCUUGAAGGCACGAGCCAAGGCGAACUCUGAUGCUUGCUUUGGCAAAUACAAGGCAGGCAGUUGUCGAAGCCUUGGACCUGAUGAUGCUAGCAGCGACGUCCAGGAAACUGAGCCCACCCCACAGACAUCCACCAUCCGGUCAGUUGUGAGUGCUACGCAGCCAUUUGUGCAAAGGUCUCAGACUGGAUUCCAGACGCUCGCACGUGCUCGCACCAUGUCCUUGGCUCUGGGCGGCCUUCCAAGCGUGCUGCCGCAGGACAAGCUGGCGGAACUCAAGGAGACCGCGGCGAAGCUCUGCGCGCCAGGCAAGGGUUUCUUGGCCGCUGAUGAAAGUGGUGGGCCGUGGCUCAGGGUGCGUCAUGCCGAAGCGGCAAAAAUCCCAGAUGUGGCCGAGAACAGGGCAGAGUACCGGUCAAUGUGCUUCUCGACUCCCGGCUUGAGCGAGCACAUCGGCGGAGUGAUCCUCCACUGGGAGACGCUGUUUCAACGGGAUGCACAGGGCAAGGCCAUAGUAGACAUCAUCAAGGACAAUGGCAUGAUCCCUGGUAUCAAGGUGGACAAGGGCUACAACAAGAAGGGCAUCUGGGGAACCCCGAAAGGCCCUUUGGGACACCCAGAGGUGGCCACUGUUGGCUUGGAUGACCUGCAGCAAAGAUGCCAGCAGGCCUAUGAGCAGGGCGCCCGAUUUGCCAAGUGGCGCAACGUGCUGCAGUUGGACCCGGCGAAGCGUAUGCCCACAGAGCUGGCGAUCGCAGAUACCGUGCACACCUUGGCUCGCUAUGCCUCCAUCUCUCAGAGCGAGGGCUUGGUGCCCAUUGUGGAGCCUGAAAUCGUUCCCAAUGGCGAUCAUGACAUCUACUACUGCGCUCAAAUGACUGAGAAGGUUUUGGCUGCGCAGUUCAAGGCCCUGGCAGACCACCACAUCUACUUGGAGGGUGCUGUCUUGAAGCCCAACAUGGUGAAGAAUGGCCUUGGUGGCCCGAAAGCCAGUGCUGAGACCAUUGCCGCCCUGACUUGCCAAACUUUGCUGCGCACGGUGCCUCCCGCCAUGCCUGGAAUCUUCUUCUUGUCGGGCGAGUCAGCUCGGAAUGAAGACAACGAGGAAGAGGCAACCAUCAACUUGAGCACCAUGAACAGCCUGUUUGCGGGCAAGCUGCCAUGGCACCUCUCCUUCUCCUAUGGCAAAGCUUUGCAGAGGACCUGUAUUGUCACGUGGUUAGGCAAGGCUGAGAACAAGGAUGCUGCCCAAAAGGCCUUGAAGGCACGAGCCAAGGCGAACUCUGAUGCUUGCUUUGGCAAGGCUGAGAACAAGGAUGCUGCCCAAAAGGCCUUGAAGGCACGAGCCAAGGCGAACUCUGAUGCUUGCUUUGGCAAAUACAAGGCAGGCAGUUGUCGAAGCCUUGGACCUGAUGAUGCUAGCAGCGUGCCUGCUGGCAAGGGUUUCUUGGCCGCUGAUGAAAGUGGUGGGCCGUGGCUCAGGGCGCGUCAUGCAGAAGCGGCAAAGAUCCCAGAUGUGGCCGAGAACAGGGCAGAGUACCGGUCAAUGUGCUUCUCGACUCCCGGCUUGAGCGAGCACAUCGGCGGAGUGAUCCUCCACUGGGAGAAGGGCAUCUGGGGAACCCCGAAAGGCCCUUUGGGACACCCAGAGGUGGCCACUGUUGGCUUGGAUGACCUGCAGCAAAGAUGCCAGCAGGCCUAUGAGCAGGGCGCCCGCUUUGCCAAGUGGCGCAACGUGCUGCAGUUGGACCCGGCGAAGCGUAUGCCCACACCAUUUGUGCAAAGGUCUCAGACUGGAUUCCAGACGCUCGCACGUGCUCGCACCAUGUCCUUGGCUCUGGGUGGCCUUCCAAGCGUGCUGCCGCAGGACAAGCUGGCGGAGCUCAAGGAGACUGCGGCGAAGCUCUGCGCGCCAGGCAAGGGUUUCUUGGCCGCUGAUGAAAGUGGUGAGCCGUGGCUCAGGGCGCGUCAUGCCGAAGCGGCAAAGAUCCCAGAUGUGGCCGAGAACAGGGCAGAGUACCGGUCAAUGUGCUUCUCGACUCCCGGCUUGAGCGAGCACAUCGGCGGAGUGAUCCUCCACUGGGAGACGCUGUUUCAACGGGAUGCACAGGGCAAGGCCAUAGUGGACAUCAUCAAGGACAAUGGCAUGAUCCCUGGUAUCAAGGUGGACAAGGGCUACAACAAGAAGGGCAUCUGGGGAACCCCGAAAGGCCCUUUGGGACACCCAGAGGUGGCCACUGUUGGCUUGGAUGACCUGCAGCAAAGAUGCCAGCAGGCCUAUGAGCAGGGCGCCCGCUUUGCCAAGUGGCGCAACGUGCUGCAGUUGGACCCGGCGAAGCGUAUGCCCACAGAGCUGGCGAUCGCAGAUACCGUGCACACCUUGGCUCGCUAUGCCUCCAUCUCUCAGAGCGAGGGCUUGGUGCCCAUUGUGGAGCCUGAAAUCGUUCCCAAUGGCGAUCAUGACAUCUACUACUGCGCCCAAAUGACUGAGAAGGUUUUGGCUGCGCAGUUCAAGGCCCUGGCAGACCACCACAUCUACUUGGAGGGUGCUGUCUUGAAGCCCAACAUGGUGAAGAAUGGCCUUGGUGGCCCGAAAGCCAGUGCUGAGACCAUUGCCGCCCUGACUUGCCAAACUUUGCUGCGCACGGUGCCUCCCGCCAUGCCUGGAAUCUUCUUCUUGUCGGGCGAGUCAGCUCGGAAUGAAGACAACGAGGAAGAGGCAACCAUCAACUUGAGCACCAUGAACAGCCUGUUUGCGGGCAAGCUGCCAUGGCACCUCUCCUUCUCCUAUGGCAAAGCUUUGCAGAGGACCUGUAUUGUCACGUGGUUAGGCAAGGCUGAGAACAAGGAUGCUGCCCAAAAGGCCUUGAAGGCACGAGCCAAGGCGAACUCUGAUGCUUGCUUUGGCAAAUACAAGGCAGGCAGUUGUCGAAGCCUUGGACCUGAUGAUGCUAGCAGCGUGCCUGCUGUUGUGAGUGCUACGCAGCCAUUUGUGCAAAGGUCUCAGACUGGAUUCCAGACGCUCGCACGUGCUCGCACCAUGUCCUUGGCUCUGGGCGGCCUUCCAAGCGUGCUGCCGCAGGACAAGCUGGCGGAACUCAAGGAGACUGCGGCGAAGCUCUGCGCGCCAGGCAAGGGUUUCUUGGCCGCUGAUGAAAGUGGUGGGCCGUGGCUCAGGGCGCGUCAUGCCGAAGCGGCAAAGAUCCCAGAUGUGGCCGAGAACAGGGCAGAGUACCGGUCAAUGUGCUUCUCGACUCCCGGCUUGAGCGAGCACAUCGGCGGAGUGAUCCUCCACUGGGAGACGCUGUUUCAACGGGAUGCACAGGGCAAGGCCAUAGUGGACAUCAUCAAGGACAAUGGCAUGAUCCCUGGUAUCAAGGUGGACAAGGGCUACAACAAGAAGGGCAUCUGGGGAACCCCGAAAGGCCCUUUGGGACACCCAGAGGUGGCCACUGUUGGCUUGGAUGACCUGCAGCAAAGAUGCCAGCAGGCCUAUGAGCAGGGCGCCCGCUUUGCCAAGUGGCGCAACGUGCUGCAGUUGGACCCGGCGAAGCGUAUGCCCACAGAGCUGGCGAUCGCAGAUACCGUGCACACCUUGGCUCGCUAUGCCUCCAUCUCUCAGAGCGAGGGCUUGGUGCCCAUUGUGGAGCCUGAAAUCGUUCCCAAUGGCGAUCAUGACAUCUACUACUGCGCCCAAAUGACUGAGAAGGUUUUGGCUGCGCAGUUCAAGGCCCUGGCAGACCACCACAUCUACUUGGAGGGUGCUGUCUUGAAGCCCAACAUGGUGAAGAAUGGCCUUGGUGGCCCGAAAGCCAGUGCUGAGACCAUUGCCGCCCUGACUUGCCAAACUUUGCUGCGCACGGUGCCUCCCGCCAUGCCUGGAAUCUUCUUCUUGUCGGGCGAGUCAGCUCGGAAUGAAGACAACGAGGAAGAGGCAACCAUCAACUUGAGCACCAUGAACAGCCUGUUUGCAGGCAAGCUGCCAUGGCACCUCUCCUUCUCCUAUGGCAAAGCUUUGCAGAGGACCUGUAUUGUCACGUGGUUAGGCAAGGCUGAGAACAAGGAUGCUGCCCAAAAGGCCUUGAAGGCACGAGCCAAGGCGAACUCUGAUGCUUGCUUUGGCAAAUACAAGGCAGGCAGUUGUCGAAGCCUUGGACCUGAUGAUGCUAGCAGCGUGCCUGCUGGACCUUACUGAGUAAGUGAGCACCUGCUAAAUCCCUGCAGGUGCUCCCCAGCACUAGUAUGACUUGCAAGUGAGCAAAUGUAUGUCUCUCUAUUUAGCGAGAGAUGCGAAAAGGUUGAAUCGGCUUCGCUGUCAUUUGGUGCAGCUGCAAGUCAUCUGUACAGAGUAGUUCUUAAAGCGGUGCAGCUUGCAAGGCCGUAGGGCUGAACUUGUUUCAAGCACAGUAAUUGGCGCUGUCGUGACUUGUAAGUGGGCAAGGCAAUGUAUGUUUCCCAAUCUAGUGGCUCGGCUGUUUUGUCAGCGC
Cladocopium goreaui is the source of this 5206-nucleotide messenger RNA. NCBI's taxonomy places the organism in Eukaryota, Dinophyceae, Suessiales, Symbiodiniaceae. The record is from the annotation of a GenBank genome assembly.